This is a messenger RNA of Cetraspora pellucida, 165 nucleotides long. NCBI's taxonomy places the organism in Eukaryota, Fungi, Glomeromycota, Glomeromycetes, Diversisporales, Gigasporaceae. The record is from the annotation of a GenBank genome assembly.
AUGAAACCAAGUCUUGGGUUUGUUAAAUUAAAUCUGGCUAUGAAAGAAGGUGAAGAAGAAUUUAAAAGAGAAUUUGAUGAUUCUAGUACUGAGACUGUAAACAGUUAUCUAGUUAAUUGUAUUAGAGAGCAUGAUUAUCAUACUUUAGCAUAUUAUAUUUGUUAA